CUUAUCGUGGCGAGUAGAGGUGGAGAUAAGCAGCAUUUGAACGGUCAAUUAUAAUCCUUUUUUUUUUUAUUUACUGUGCAUUGUUGUCUGCAGUCGGGUCGUGCCGAGUAUACCAGCUACCCACAAUAUUAUAGACCAGCAGACAGUAGAGCCGUAGCGCCGCAAUACGAGUUUUUAUCAAUGUAUAGUUUCCUCCUAUGAAGUUUUCGUAACAGCUGAAAUAUCGUAGACCGUUAGUCUCUCUGCUCUCAACUCGUUAGUGUGUUGUGGGUCACCGUCACCACCACCUCUGUAGAGUGUAAUGUACAUAUUAGCCGUCCGCACAACCAUCUCCAAUCUCCCUCGUCCGUAAUUAUUGUUGUUAUAGACGAAUUACGUAUGUGCCUGUUCAGUACAAAUAUCCUAAUUUAACUCUUUUUGUGUGAACCAUGGCUCCGGUUUUGAGCAAAUACGUGACUCAAAAAAAUGCAGUUAUCGGUGGUGCCGUUGCUGGAGUGCCGCUGUUAGUUUAUCUGGUAAAGAAAUAUGCUCUCCAGAGCAAGAAGACUGUUAAAAGGAGAGCUCCGGAAAAUGACAUACAAUACCUCAUAGUUGAUAAAUCGGCAGAAAAAAAAAAUGCAAAUAAAGCACACGUUAAUGCUCGCUUUAUUAAACAACUCUUUCUUAUUUUAAAAAUCAUUAUUCCUGGAUUUACAUCUCCAGAAUUCGGAUUACUCUUACUUGUUGCUGCAUCACUAACAGCUAGAUCUUAUAGUGACAUAUGGAUGAUACAGACUGGAACGGUUGUUGAAACCGCAAUUAUAAGUAUGAACAAAGAAUUAUUUAAGAAUCAACUAUUAUACUUUUUUGCUGGAAUGCCAAUUAUUUCUUUGGUCAAUAAUGUGUUAAAAUGGAGUAUUGGAGAAUUGAAGCUUAGACUUAGAACUAGAUUGUCACGUCACUUAUAUGAUGACUAUUUAAGAGGAUAUACUUACUACAAGAUAAAUAAUUUGGACAACCGAAUAUCAAAUCCUGAUCAAUUAUUAACAGCUGAUGUCGAUAAGUUCUGUGAUAUGUUCACUGAUUUAUAUUCCAAUAUCUGUAAACCAUUUUUAGAUAUUAUAAUAUAUGUUUACAAAUUAACAUCUACAUUAGGAUUUGAAACUCCUUCUGUCAUGCUGGGUUAUUUGAUGGUAUCUGGAUUUAUUCUAACUUAUCUCCGUAGACCAACUGGUAGAAUGACUGUAAUAGAACAAAAAUUAGAAGGUGAAUACCGAUAUAUUAACUCCAGGUUGAUCACUAAUUCUGAAGAAAUAGCCUUUUACAAUGGAAACAACAGAGAAAAACUUACUGUGUUAGCCUCGUUUAAUAAAUUAACAAAUCACUUAAGAAAAUUCCUUGAAUUCAGAGUGUACAUGGGCUUUGUUGAUAAUAUUAUUGGAAAAUAUAUUGCUACAGUUGUUGGAUUUUAUGCUGUUAGUAUACCUUUUAUGAAUAAUAAAUCAUAUUUAUCUAACGUUUCACAAAAUGAACGUUUUCGAAAUUACUAUACAAUGGGUCGUAUGUUGGUGAAAUUAGCUGAAGCUAUUGGUCGCUUAGUGUUAGCUGGCCGUGAUAUGACCCGUUUAGCUGGAUUCACUGCCAGAGUCACAGAAAUCAUGACUGUUCUAACUGAUCUUAAUAAAGGACAUUAUGUACGGACUAUGUUGACUGAUAAUAAUUCAUCACUGAAUGAAAAGAAACUUGUACCAAACUCUGGUCGUAUUAUAACUAAAGAUAAUAUCAUUAAGUUUGAUAAGGUGCCUCUUGUAACACCUAAUGGUGAUAUCCUAGUUGAGGAAUUAUCAUUUGAAGUUACAUCAGGCAUGAAUGUGCUAGUAUGUGGGCCAAAUGGUUGUGGUAAAUCAUCUUUAUUCAGAAUACUUGGUGAAUUGUGGCCUCUCUUUGGUGGAACCUUAACAAAACCUCCAAAGGGCAAACUCUUUUAUAUUCCACAGAAACCAUAUAUGACAUUAGGUACACUGAGGGAUCAAGUCACAUAUCCUCAUACAAAGGAGGAAAUGCAGCGUCGUAGAAAAACUGAUGCAGACAUUGCUAACCAUUUAGAACGUGUACAAUUAUCAUAUUUAUUGCAAAGAGAUCAAGGUUGGGAUACUGUUGCUGAUUGGAUGGAUGUAUUGUCUGGAGGAGAAAAACAACGUAUUGCCAUGGCUAGAUUGUUCUAUCAUCAACCACAAUUUGCAAUAUUAGAUGAAUGUACUAGUGCAGUUAGUGUUGAUGUUGAAGGUUCUAUGUAUCAAUAUUGUCGUGAUGCUGGUAUUUCACUUUUCACAGUCAGCCAUCGCAAAUCUUUAUGGAAACAUCACGAUUAUUAUUUACAAAUGGAUGGAAGAGGAUUAUUCCAAUUUAACAAGAUUGAUUCAGACACUGAGGAAUUUGGUUCAUAAAUCCGUGGGUGAUAUUAUUAUAGCUUUAAAAAUAAUUAUGUAUAUACAUAUUAUAAUAUGUAUAUGUAAUAAUUUGGUUCAAUCUUGCCUAAUUCUUAAACUUGUGCCUAUUUGUUUAUGGUGUUAAUAGAUCAAAUUUUUAUUUAUAAUGUAUUUAAUAAUUAAAAUAUUAUUGUCAAGGUUAGCUAUUAAGUUUUUGUAAUGCUGAUUUUUAUUUUUUACCAAUAGAUCGGUUUUAGAUUUAUUUAUUGUACUAUUGUACAAAAUAUAUAAUUUUUAUAUUUGUGUUAUAACUAAAUAUUUUAUUUUAUUAUACAUUUAUAUAGUA
This is a messenger RNA of Aphis gossypii (cotton aphid), 2754 nucleotides long. It is a transcript of the gene Pmp70, whose product is annotated as ATP-binding cassette sub-family D member 3. NCBI's taxonomy places the organism in Eukaryota, Metazoa, Arthropoda, Insecta, Hemiptera, Aphididae. Bases 429 to 2426 code for a protein of 665 amino acids. The record is from RefSeq and is a predicted model, not a curated record. The transcript has 14 exons. Gene Ontology annotation, cellular component: peroxisomal membrane. Gene Ontology annotation, biological process: peroxisome organization; fatty acid beta-oxidation; very long-chain fatty acid catabolic process. Gene Ontology annotation, molecular function: long-chain fatty acid transmembrane transporter activity; ATP hydrolysis activity; ABC-type transporter activity.